UUGUUGUUGUCAUGGUUACAGUGCUGCGUCCAAAAUGGCGUCGUUGCUUGGGGAGAAGCUGUUUGAAAUUUCUGGCCAGGGCCCAGCGCCCUCUAAGGAUUUUUACCAUUUUGUGAUUGCCAGAAAUGAGGUAAUGUUGAAUAUGUGGACCAUCUCUUUGCGACGUGAAAAUAAGUAUCGUCCUCCAAAACAGCUGAAGUCAACUUUUUCUGAUUUUCUACUGGACAAACAACUUCAGUAUGAUAUUAGCAAUAUUUUUGGUGAGAAGAUCCUGGACUACUCGCUGUCACUGUGUCAGGGAAAGUACGACUAUCUUGAUCGCAUACCGGAUGAGAUACUGCUCAGAAUCAUCUCCUUCCUACAGCUAAAAGAAAGAUUUGUGUUGGCACAGGUUUCCAAAAGAUUCAGAAUGCUCUGCAACUCUGAAAAGUUUUGGGAACUGCUUGUGAAGAACGACUGUCCUGAUUACCACAGUGACAUGGAGGACUUAGGAAAAGCCAUGGGAUGGAAGAUGACCUAUUUUACCUUCUUUCACAGUGAUGACACCAACAAUAAUGGCAUCAACAACCAUUUCAACUUCAACAGCAAUCGCAGAAAUAGUGCCAGCAUCAAUGGCACUCAAAAGCAGUAAAAAAUAAACAGCAACGCAACUGA
Xiphophorus couchianus (Monterrey platyfish) is the source of this 654-nucleotide messenger RNA. It is a transcript of the gene fbxo36a, whose product is annotated as F-box protein 36a. Gene Ontology annotation, molecular function: protein binding. Bases 35 to 631 code for a protein of 198 amino acids. Lineage: Eukaryota; Metazoa; Chordata; Actinopteri; Cyprinodontiformes; Poeciliidae. The transcript is spliced from 4 exons. The record is from RefSeq and is a predicted model, not a curated record.